Molecule: messenger RNA, 378 nt
Organism: Cooperia oncophora
Lineage: Eukaryota; Metazoa; Nematoda; Chromadorea; Rhabditida; Trichostrongylidae
Source: the annotation of a GenBank genome assembly
UUGCAGCCCUGGCAUCGUGGAAACGAAUUUUAUGGAGAACAAUGGCUUGACAAAGGAGCAAGCCCAAAAGCUCAUUCUGGUGAAAAGAGUUCCACUAUUUGGGCUCCAGAGAAGGGUCUCGUGAUCAAUGCACUUCCAAGUCCGAAAACACCCUAUGAAAUGGUUUUUUUACAGGUGUAUAAGUUCUAUGGAAGCCAGAGACAUGCGGUGCCUCGUGGAAGUAAUGCAAGUCCCGAAGAAAUCGCCAACGUGAUUGCUUUCCUAGCAGACCGAAAGCUGUCGUCGUACAUUGUAGGACAAAUGAUAGUUGCCGAUGGAGGCACGUCGUUGAUCAUGGGCGCCUACACCUACGACUUCGACAAAGUAUUGUCCUCCUAA